AGACCACAGAGUUUUGAGCAAUAUUUUGGAAUCGUUCUGCUGCUUGAUUGUUUAAUAUUUUGCGUUCUUUUGAACAAGAAAAGUCAUCUACUUCUUCAAACAUUAUUGUAUGUUUGCCUAAAAUCGUUAAUUAUAUGUUGCUUUCUUUCAGAAGGUUGUAGUUCAUCUUCAUACACGGCCAAGAAAGACCAUCAAGAACCAUACCGCACGAAUGGGUACACUACUACUACUACUAACCAACAAGAAACAAGUCUAGCUUCUUAGUACUAACAACUUCUUGUAGCCAAUAUCUAUCACUUCAUCUUAAACGGAAAAAAAGGUUCCAUGACGUGACAUCUUAAACUUCUCUAACCACUUCGAGAAAGAAAGAUGAUUCGUUGGGCGGGUGUUCAUCUCGUGUUGGCGGGCAGCUACUUCUAUCUACUGUCGCAGCAGCAGCAGCAGCAGCUGGUGUCUGCAAGAAGAACUUUCCCUGGUCGUACUAUUGCUAGUCCUCGUGCUCGUUCUCAUACACCUGCGCCGGGAAUGCGUUUCGAAGACUUUCUUCAAGGACACGCGAGGGAAUGGGGAAUGCCUCAAAAGGAGAACGAAACGCGAGAGGAGUGGAUUGAAAGACUGAAGAAAGAGCACGACCGACGAGAGCGAGAAGAAAAUCCAGAAGAAUGGCAACAAAUGGAGGCCGGUCAAAGAGCACAGGGUUUCGAGCGUGAACGAAAUCGUUAAGGGUUUCCGAAUUACAUCCCUCACUACCGUCUUUGGCUCCUUUUCAACAAGGGGGAAAUAGGUCAAGGAUGCUCUGAAGAAUGCAACUCGCCAACCUUUAGCACCGUCAUGCUCGUGACACGGGAGGGAGUUCGUUCACACUCUUUCUUCAAGCGCAUGCCCGUGCGUCGGGAAUUCCUGAUGAGGAGGUUGAAACGCGUGGGCACUGGACUCAGCGAUUGUGGGUGGAAUAUCUAAAGCGAGAACUUCAAGCUGCGCAAGAGAAACUGGCCGCACAAGGAUCGCAGGCAAACAACAGUUCUUAAGGCUCGUCAAUGCACCAUCAAAAUCAAUUCAUUUAUUUCAUAAUUUCUACAACAAUCAAGUGUACUUCUAGUCAUUUCUCCCUGCUGGGUUCUUCUUAGGAUUGUUUCUUGGAAGAAAUGAUUCUUUCUUGGGAGAAAUGCAGGCAUAGGCAAGAAGUGAACUACUUCAGUGUUUGAGCUCUAAAACAGAAACGGCGCCUCAGGCAGUGCAGGACUAGUCGUAGGCUGCGUGCUUGGUGGCGUCACUGGUAUACUUCUCAUUGUGCUUCUAUUGUGGUGGUGCUGCUGUUGCCGAAAAAAAUGAUGUGAUAAUUUUUGGACGACGCUUACAUACUUAACAGUCUUUGGAUGAUGGUUCCCUAGCCUAACCAUGAUCGCCUUCCCAACCUAACCUCCUGGCUGUGAUCUGCUGCGGCCGAUCAAAGAAGUAGGAUGAAAAGAGUCUAGGAGUAAGUGGUGAUAUUGGACAAAACAUCAAGGUUUACUUGAUUGUAAGUAUAAUACAAAUACCUACAAGUGACAGGAUUUUCAAUUUUAUGGUACAAUAUGUCCUCCUUGAGGCGUUUCGUCGGAGCUGCCGUCAGCACCUUGUGUGAAGACGCAGUCGAGGCAUCUGAUCCUAUCCUAUCCAGGAUUCUCAGGGUAACAGAGACAACAUAAAGAUAUUAUUCUUGGAAUACUUGUAGACUAUUUUUAGAACAUUAGAGUCGUAUUUACAGCCGUAGUUUUUGCGUUUUGUCUUUCCGAUUUAGGACUUGGUAUGAUGGAAAAAUAAAUUUUAUGAAAAGUCGUGCUAUUUGAACUUGUGGGUUUAUUGCUUUCGUGGCUGC
Messenger RNA from Amoebophrya sp. A25, 1858 nucleotides. NCBI's taxonomy places the organism in Eukaryota, Dinophyceae, Syndiniales, Amoebophryaceae. The record is from the annotation of a GenBank genome assembly.